AUGGUCGCCACUGUGCAGAAGCCCGUGCUCGCGUUCAAGUGGUGUGUCGCGUCCCUCUCGGCCUCGACCAACUCGCAGCACUCGCGCUUUGCCCGGGCGACGUCCCCACGCACGCAGGGCAGUUUAGGCCCGGACCUCAAGCUCCCGUUCAUCGCGGACUGCAACAUGUCCAUCUCGCGCGUGGCGGCGUCUGUGGGGCGUGGGUUCUUCAUCGUCGACCCCAAGGGCAUUCCCAGGUGCGCCACUCACGAUCAACGACCUCCCCUCUGCAACUAG
Epithele typhae is the source of this 276-nucleotide messenger RNA. RefSeq lists its product as uncharacterized. The coding region runs from base 1 to 276 and encodes 91 amino acids. The record is from RefSeq and is a predicted model, not a curated record. The transcript is spliced from 5 exons. NCBI's taxonomy places the organism in Eukaryota, Fungi, Basidiomycota, Agaricomycetes, Polyporales, Epitheliaceae.